CAGUUCUUUCCACCCAACACGAGGUACGCCGUCUCGCACAUGCUCACUUCUCUUCGUCAAAGAAAAAAAAAAAAAAACAGAUUAUCGUGUCAUCGUUUGGGUAAUACUGCAACCCGGCUAUUCAGCAACUUUUCUGAGUGUCCGUAGAUUUUUUUGUUUACUUGCUAUGUCAACAGGGUGGAUAUCCAAAAAGAAAAUUAUGUCAAAUCUUUGAAUAACAUCUGUUUAUAGUCUGGGUGUACGAGGUCAGUAACUCUGCUGCAGCAAGAGGAACAAGGUUUCUGUGACAAAAAGAGGCAGACAAACAGAGUAAACUUUCAGCCAUGCCUGAUUUUUAAACAGCGCCUUUCCAUAAAAGAAGACCGUCAAAAAGAGUACACAGAACCACAUUGGAUGAGCACAACAAAGGCCAAAGUGUAAAUGAAAAAGCAUUGCAACCAGUUCUUGGCAUUUUGAAGGUCCACAUUAAGUGCAUGUAUGAAUUACAAAGGGUGCCAAGCAGGCAGUUGGACUUUGCUGAAAUGAACCUUGACACAUUGGAUACUCCCGUGGAGAAUGGUUUAACUUUGGUUACAGAACUCCAGCCUGUAGAAGAGCCCGUGUGUCAGCUUCAUGUUGUAGCUGAAAAUGGUGAAAAAGAUGUGACUUCAACUACAGAGCCUAAGUCUGUAGAAGAGCCCGUAUGUCAGCUGUCUGUAGUAGCUGAAAAUGGUAAAAAUGAUGACACUUCAGCUACAGACCCUCAUUCUGUAGAAGAACCUGUGUGUCAGCUGCCCGAUGAAGCUGAAAAUGAUGAGAAUGAUGCAGCUUCAGUUACAGAACCUCAGCCCGUACAAGAGCCAAUGAGUCAGCUGCCUUUUGCUGCAGAAAAUGGCGAGAGUACCAUCACAAAAUAUAAAGAAAAAGAUGAAGUUGCAUUCACCAAUGAAGAUGUGGUUAAUUCGGAAAAUGUGGUGGAAAUGGAAGUGGAUGUCUCAGGAAAUGAAGAUAAUACCAACGUGUCAGUUACAAACAAAGAAGUCAGCUUCUCAGGAGUGUUCAAGAAAGAACUGAAAGUGAGGCUAUUUCCUAAACAGCGAAAAAAGAAGACUGGUCCAGGAGAGAAUUGGGAAGACUGGCCAAUUUUGGGAGAAGGAUGGAAGAGGAAAGAAGUGUUUCGGCGAUCUGGGCUCUCUAUGGGGAAAACAGACACUUAUUAUUUAAGCCCUGAUGGACUGCGAAUGAGAAGUAAGAUCGAGCUAGUCAGUUACCUUGGAGGAGAACUUGAUCUUUCAGAUUUUGAUUUUAAGUCGGGUUGUUUUGUGGAUCCUGACACAAUAAGAAAAGCAAAUCGAUGGGACAAAAAACGCAAUGACAAGGUCAAACCUGAGAAGAAGCCAAGAAGAAAGAAGAAACUUGCAGUGGAGAAUGAUGGCAUGCGAAAAAUUUCCUAUACCCCAGAAAAAAAUAACAGAAUGGAAAAGAUGCAUGGUUCAGUUAAGACCACCCCUAACAAAAUGCCCACUGUGAUUAGAAUGUCCCCAUCAAUGGUAAUAGCCCCCCCAAAACAAUCCACACCAAACAAGUUUUCACCACCAAAGACAUCCUCAACUCAAAAAAAAGCAAGCUCAGGCUUUUCAACAUCUUUCCCAUCUGGUGAAGCAUUGGUUGUUGGUUGCGAUAACUGUGGACAGCCUUUCACUGAUAUUGUGUUUGCAAAAGCAGGACAGCAGUCUUUAUGCUCAGAUUGUAAACCCUCUUUGAAUAUGGAGGACGGUCGUAACAUAGUUUUCAGAAAGUGGCUACCAUGUGGCCAGUGCAUAGCCUGUCGAGUUUCAGUGGACUGUGGAAUGUGUGCCAGCUGCAGGCAUAAACUGCUCAAUCCAGAUUCUCGGAAACCUGUGAGGUGUAGAAAACGGAAAUGCCUCCAACCUAUUCGAAAGAAAAGAAUGCUAAAGGGACCAAGACGAAUGAAACAACCAAAAAUUUCAACUGAAAUCAGGAAAAAAAGAACAAACAGACUUUUUGUAUUUGAUCAAGUUGGCCAGAAAAUGAAGAGAAAAAAAGUGGCUGAUUAUUCAGGGAAGCUACAACCACUUUUGAAGACGCAGAACUUUGAAAAAAUAAGGCAAGAAGAGGAUGUAGAAGAGAUGAGAGAAUCAACAAGAGAGUCAUACAGCGAGGCUCCCGGGGAUGCGGUAAGAGAAACAAGAAAGCAGUUUGAAGAAGAAAAGUUAAUGGAGCUAAGGAAGAUUCCUGCUCCACAGUAUUCUGAGCCUGAGGACUUCUUUUACUUCUGUGUUGAAAAUGACCAAGAACGUGACCAUGAUGACAAUGAUGGUCCCAAAAAACGUAGUCGACGGUCAUGUGGAAAAUGUGAAGCUUGCCUUCGUACCACUGACUGUAGGACAUGUGAUUUCUGCCAAGACAAACCUAAAUUUGGAGGACGUAACAAAAAGCGACAAAAAUGUCGAUUAAGACAGUGCCAGGUUGAAGCUAUGAGGCAUUUAUUACCAUUUCAGAAGGGUCGCUCUAAGCACAUGGCAGAUGUAGGCUGGCUUGGGCCAGGCAGAAGUCGAACGCGGCCUUCUAUAAACUCUAAGAGCCGAAAGAGUAAAAUUGGAAAGCCCAAAAAGACUGUGUCUUCGUGGAAUGCUUGGGACGUCUUUGAGUUCAAUGAGGAUGAUGUAGAAAUCAGUGAUGAACCAACGGAGAGCAGAGCUGUGGGAACAGAUUCUCAGGCGUGUUUCAGGAACAAUUAUGGAAAUAUUCAGAUUGUGAAAGUCUCAGAAUAUCAGGAAAAUGGCCAAGCUCAAAAUGAGGAAUGUUAUAGGGGUGAUUUUGGAAAUAUUCAGGUUUUGAAAAUUCCUGAUUUUCCUGAAGAUGGCCAGGUGCAGAAUGAGGUCUAUGCAGCAUUGGAAACAGAUGUCAUUUAUCAGCAACAGGACAUUGCUUUUGAAAAAACACCAGUUGCCUAUGAGAAAUCUCGGACAACGUUUAGCAAAUCCCCUCCAGAUCUACCCAAGGACCUACAGCCAAAGGAGCCUAUCAAUACAAUAAACCUGGGAGAAGAUGUGGAAAUUGUGCAAGUUGACACUGGGGAAGAUGAUGACGAUGUUGAAGAAGUAACACCUGUGAUCACGGAGAUUUACAGUUUAGCAGGAAGCAGCACAGAGAACAGCAUGCAUCAGGAACUGCUUCAAUUUUUGGAUUCUAUCCGACAGGUCCCAUUACCUGCAUAUUGGGUUGGUCUGGCAGUCGAUGGACCAAAAAUUCAGCUUGUUCAGUGUUCCAAACUGUCAACCAUGGCUGAUACGGUGGUGCAGAUUGAACCAGGUUUCUUCUAUCAGAUCACCGUCCAAGGCCAGCCUCUGCUGCUUUCACAUCCUCUAUAUGAAGCCCACCCUCUGCGACUCUGCACUGUUGGUAAUGUUGUUGGGCUGCUCAUGGACCUUGAAAAGCAUCAAGUGUGCCCUGGCUAUCCUAACAGCUUGCCAGGCCCACACGAGGAGCCUAUAUUGCUGGUACGAGCAGCUGCCUGUGACCUGCUGGUACAGGAUGAGCGGUGUGACAAGUGCAGCAUCACACCGUUGGUUAUCUGAAACUUUUCAUUUAUGUUCCAAGUGCUGCAAGAGUUAUGUGCAAGAAUUGACUCUACCUCUCUAAACUUUCUGCCUCUAACUCAGUUGGCCACCAACCCUGGUUGUCAAGAUUGGUCAGUCCCUUAAUGUGUUUUCUCUAGUCUGCUGGACAUGGGAAAAUGCAUAAUAUAUUUUUUCAUUUCCCUUUUUUAGUAUUUAUAUAAAGUUCUCUAGAAGACUGGACAUUAACUGGAUGAAAGAAUUGUAGUAUCAGAUUUCUUCCCGUCUCAUUCCUCCAUGCUGUCUGGAACAACGGGUGGCACUAUAUUGCUCCUUCAACCUUCUAUCUUAUGCUGAGCACCCACUUCAGGUCUCUAGUUUUAUAGAGUACUGUUCUUACGUUUGCUCAGACUCUUGAACAAAAUUUCUUCUACUGAACACACUUGAACAAACCACCAUCCAUAUGCAGCAAUAAUCUUGUUUCUUUUUGUAUCUUUCAUUACGUUUUUUCUUACUUUCUUUGGUUCUUUAUCAACUGGGUGCUGCAUGAUAGUCAUUUGCACUCAAAUGACAUAGGUUCAACUUCUUAUUUCAUUUGCAUUGUGUAUGUAGUAUCAGGGAGUCUGCACUUUUUUAGUGCAUCUGGUUCUUCUUUUUCUGAAUCACCUGAUGCAUAUUAAUGGAAUGAAAAUAUCAUAGUGGCCAAUAAGUGCAGGUUUUAACUAAAUGCUUUUCCCUCCAGGCACAAUGCAGUAUCCUGAACAGAAAUUAGCCAUCCUAGAGGUCAUUGUGGACCACACUUACUGUGUGAUAAUUGUUUUCAUUAUUUCUGAGCACACCUGCAGCUUUCCAGUAAAUGCUCUUGCUCCCCAGUUGGAGAUCCUGUAAGCUUUAUACUUGAAAUUGGAGGGCACAUGAUGCUAUUUUAGGUUGUUCUUGCUUUUUAAUGUUGUUUUUUCAGACCUAAGAAAAACAGCAAGUUGCCGUAGCGGAUAUAGGAAGCACAAUACAAAAGUAGUCUUUGCCGAGUACACCAGAUUCAUGGAUGUUUGACCAUAGGAUGGCUCCAGAUCUCUUGGUCACUUUUAAAGUUUUGACAUAGAAUACUGUUGUUUCCCCUACUGCCUGGACAUUUUGAUACUAUUACACUGAGCCAAAUUCAUUGCUGAAACAUAAGAAGUUUCUCAAUGGUUGCCUGCUUCUGUUAUUCAUAUACAUUCCACUCUGGGCAGCUGUAGCCUUCCCAAAGCUUAAGCUCGAGUGGGAAUAGUAAUGCUUUUCUAGCACCUUACUUUCAUCUGUUAAAAGCAGUUCAGAGAAGUCCUUCAGCUAUAAGCCUCUUUUUCUCUUUUCUGUUUGGGGAUGUCAGUGCCAUUUGUUUGACUGAUCUUGGUGCUAAAAUAUAUGUUUUAAUCAUAUUGUAAUGAGGUUAUGUUACGUUACGUUCCAUUUAUUGUUAAUGACCUAACAGAAACUGGCAAUGGUUAAAGAUUGCCUGAUAGGCUUCUCAUUAAAUUUUUAUUGGCAGUCCCUGUAUGUCAUAUUAGAAGAGGUAAUACUGAGCACUGCUUUUAAAUUUUAUUUAUUUAUUUA
This is a messenger RNA of Erpetoichthys calabaricus (reedfish), 5153 nucleotides long. Its product is annotated as methyl-CpG-binding domain protein 1-like. The record is from RefSeq and is a predicted model, not a curated record. Gene Ontology annotation, molecular function: DNA binding; zinc ion binding. The transcript is spliced from 21 exons. Lineage: Eukaryota; Metazoa; Chordata; Cladistia; Polypteriformes; Polypteridae. Bases 474 to 3581 code for a protein of 1035 amino acids.